Molecule: messenger RNA, 2357 nt
Organism: Dipodomys ordii (Ord's kangaroo rat)
Lineage: Eukaryota; Metazoa; Chordata; Mammalia; Rodentia; Heteromyidae
Gene: St6galnac6
Product: ST6 (alpha-N-acetyl-neuraminyl-2,3-beta-galactosyl-1,3)-N-acetylgalactosaminide alpha-2,6-sialyltransferase 6
Exons: 7
Coding region: 401-1375 (324 amino acids)
Biological process (GO): ganglioside biosynthetic process; oligosaccharide metabolic process
Molecular function (GO): alpha-N-acetylgalactosaminide alpha-2,6-sialyltransferase activity
Source: RefSeq, a predicted model, not a curated record
AGGACCCCGCGGGCCGGGGCUGCAGCGGGGCCUGGGCGGCCGGCCGGAGCGGCGCAGACCCCGGCUCUCGGCUCCCGGCGCCAUGUGAGGGGGGUCGGGGGCCGCGGGGGGCCCGGCGCUCCCCAGCGGAGAUGAGGAAACUGAGGCUCAGAGAGGUCACAUGGCUUGCUCGAAGCCCCCCAGCCAGUAAGUGGUGGACCCGACAGUUGGCACUGGCGCCUGACCUGACUUGCUGUCACUUUACCAUGGCCUUCUCAGAGCAGGACUGUGACGGGGCUGACCAGGGGGACCGUGGUCCUGGCUGAGGGCACUGCUCAGGCAAAGGUGUGACCCCACAUCCCUGCCCCCCGGGCCACCUGCAGGACGCUGGCCCCUACCCCUCAGCAGACGCCGGAGAGAGAUGAGUAGCAACAAAGAGCAGCGGUCAGCAGUGUUCGUGAUCCUCUUUGCCCUCAUCACCAUCCUCAUCCUCUACAGCUCCAACAGUGCCAAUGAGGUCUUCCAUUACGGCUCUCUGCGAGGUCGCACACGUCGGCCUGUCAACCUCAAGAAGUGGAGCAUCAGCCACGGUUACAUCCCCCUUCUUGGCAACAAGACGCUGCCUUCCCGGUGCCACCAGUGUGUGAUUGUCACCAGCUCCAGCCACCUUCUGGGCACCAAACUGGGCCCAGAGAUCGAGCGGGCUGAGUGCACCAUCCGCAUGAAUGAUGCACCCACCACAGGCUACUCGGCUGAUGUAGGCAACAAAACCACCUUCCGAGUGGUGGCUCAUUCCAGUGUGUUCCGGGUGCUGCGCAGGCCCCAGGAGUUUGUCAAUCGGACCCCUGAAACUGUCUUCAUCUUUUGGGGUCCCCCAAGCAAGAUGCAGAAGCCCCAAGGCAGUCUCGUGCGUGUCAUCCAGCGGGCAGGCCUGGCAUUCCCCAACAUGGAGGCCUACGCCGUCUCUCCCAACCGCAUGCAACAGUUUGACGACCUCUUCCGGGGUGAGACGGGCAAGGACAGGGAAAAGUCCCAUUCGUGGUUGAGCACAGGCUGGUUUACCUUGGCGAUUGCGGUGGAGUUGUGUGAUCAUGUGCACGUCUAUGGCAUGGUCCCCCCUGACUACUGCAGCGGCCCCGCCUGCAGCGCAUACCCUACCACUACUAUGAGCCCAAGGGGCCAGAUGAGUGUGUCACCUACAUCCAGAAUGAGCACAGCCGCAAGGGCAACCACCACCGCUUCAUCACUGAGAAGAGGGUCUUCUCAUCUUGGGCGCAACUGUAUGGCAUCACCUUCUCCCACCCUUCCUGGACCUAGGCUAUCUUGCCUGUGGGACCUCGUGAGGGACACUGGAGAAGCCGUUCUGGACCCAGUUCAGAACCAUGGCAACUUCUGACCAAUCAAGGCCAGAGUACCUCUCAGCCAAUCAGGGCCUGGAGGGGUGUGUCCUCCAGCCAAUCCUCCAACCUGGGAGAUAUCUCUUGGCCAAUCAGGGAAUUGGGAUCCUUUGUGGUUAAUCAGGGGUGUCAGGUCGUCUUUCUUGUCCAGUCAGGGUCUGAGACUAGUCAAUCAGGGUAUAGGGGUCUUUCUGAGUCAAUCUGAGGCUAAGGAUAUUUCCUUUCCCAUGAGGCCUUGGUUCAGAGCCCCAGGAAUGGAAUCCAGAUCACUCCUUACUUAGCUGGUGUCCUAUCCCAAGGAGCUGGGAACUUGGUGUUACACCCUCAGUUCCAGUCAUCAAAGAGAUGAGAGGGGUGAGUGGAUAGAAACUGUCUGGACCAGGCCAGAGAAUUUAUGGAAGUUGUGGCAGGCCCAAGAAGUAGAAGCCAGUGACAGGGUAUUGGCUUCUCCCUAAGUGACCUUGGACAAGCCCCUCCCCAGGCUCACAGCAGGUUCAAAUGUGAAGUCUGAGACUUUCUCCCCCUCCACUGACCACCCUGUCCUAAGACUACCCAGCUACCACUCUUCACUAAGAUGCUCAGCUACAUUGGGAGGCUAGAAAGCCCUUCCUCAUUUUCUUCAGGAAGACUUGAGGGCAUUUUUUCCCCCACCAACUCCCCAGGGCUGGGAGACAGACAAGAACGGGAAAAACCUUAGUGUGUUUUGUUAGCCUCAGUUCAGCUGCCAUUAACUUGCCUCUUAAAGGGACAGGACUCCUUUUCUGCAGGCAGGGUCUCCUGCAGAAAGUCUCUGCAGCCUUUGGAGCGGGGAAAAAAGAGGGUUCUGGCCAUACUGGGGUGCCAGGAAGUCUUUGUUUGGAGAUGCUGAGGGCUUAGGAAUUAUCUCUCCCAACCUGGGCCUGGGUGGAGGCUGUUGAGUGGGAGGGAUGGAGGUGGAGGCCACCAGCCUGGACUCAACACACAGGCAGGCUAUGAGGGCGG